CACAUUACCAUCUUGCAUUCAAAUAAUUUGAGAUGAAACAAUAGAGGAUUUGGACUGGUCCACUGGAUCUGAUCCAUACAAUUAUUAAGGUGGGGAGAGAACCAUAGAGAAAGGCGCCGCACCUGGUACACUCGGCAUCUUGGCAAAGAGACCCGAAAAUGAUAGCUCACGUCCACCUCGAGAAACCUGGGGCAGAGCCAAACCGGUUUCCAAGCAAGAUAGAUUUCGACCAAAUCCCCACCACCUCUUCUUUCCCAUCCCUAUCUUUUUCCCAGCCACUCACUCGGUGCCACUAUAUAUCACCCAAGCAAUAAUCCACUGGCUGUAGAGGAAAAUAAUAACUCUACCAAAACCACACCAACACAAUGAAGAAGAAACCUCACUUGCUGCACCAAGACAUGAAAGAGCUCAUGAUACUGGACUGGUCCAUGCUUUGCACCGACCUCAUACAAGAGAUCGCCGUCUUCCUCCUCGCCGGCGACGUCGUCGACUACAUCGGCCUCCGCUCGGUGUGCAAAGCGUGGCGCUCGGCGACCGCAGACCCCCGAAACCCCACCUUCCAUGUCCCUCCCCCUCGCUCCUGGAUCAUGCUCUGCUCCGACGGCGACGCCGCCGACUCCCGCCACUUCCUCCACCUCUCCACCGGUAAGUCCCUCCGCCUCCGCCUCCCCGAGCUCGACCACCAUAAGAUCAUCGGCUGCGCCGAUGGCCUCCUGGUCCUCCAAGACAAAGCCACCACCGCCGUCCGUCUCCUGAACCCCUUCACCAAGUCUCUCACGCAUCUCCCUCCCCUGGCGAUGCUGGUCGAAGGCGAAUUGGAUCACGUGCAGGUCACGAGCGCCGCCGUCACUUUCUCCUCCUUUUCGGGUCUCUCCACCGUGAUGCUCUCCUUCUACCAUUUGCAGCGACUGGCUUUCGCUAAUGUCGGCGAUGGCGAGUGGGUGAUCACGGAUCGUCUGCAGAAUUUCCAUUUCACCAGCACUUUGUGCUACGAAGGACGAUUCUACGCCACGGAUUACAAUGGAUCGAUCGCCGUCUGCGACAUCGGCCCGCCGCCUACCGUGACGCCUAUACUGAUCCAAUCUUUUGACCUUCAUGUGAUGAACUCCUAUCUGGUGGAGUCCGCCGGCGAUCUUUUGCUGGUCCGGAGGUACUACAGCUCUGCCAUCUCCGGUGGUUUCGUCGACACGAGCAAAUUUGAGGUUUUUAAGGUCGAUCUAAGCGGAUGGUUACCGAAGCUGGUUCCGAUGAAGAGCUUGGGUGAUCGUGCUCUGUUCUUGGCUCAGAAUCGGACUCUAUCGGUCUCUGCGAGGGAUUUUCCGGGAAUUAGAGGGAAUUCUAUCUAUUUUGGUGUUUGCUCUCUUCAGGAUUCGGCUGGUGUUUUCCAUUUGGAGGAUGGAAGCUUUGAGUCCCUCUCUUACCACCAAGGUUUGAUACAUGGAGGAAAGGCGGGAAAGGAGCUCUUAUGCCGCCCUUUUAGUCUUUUUGACCACCUCCUCUGCUACUGCGAGCAUAAAGAUUGGUCAAAGGGAGUGAUGUAUUCUGGCUUCUGCUAAUUAGUGCUUGGAAUGUGCUUAAUGUUUCAAGGGAACACUAAUUUGCUUGAGUGGUUGUACAGUAUGACUAUGACCUGUGUGAAGUAUAGCAGAGAGUCUUGUAAAGUUGCCUUGUUAUAAACUUACAGAAAUACUCAAGUAUAUACCAGUUUUUAAAA
This is a messenger RNA of Elaeis guineensis (African oil palm), 1714 nucleotides long. RefSeq names its product F-box protein At2g26160. The record is from RefSeq and is a predicted model, not a curated record. NCBI's taxonomy places the organism in Eukaryota, Viridiplantae, Streptophyta, Magnoliopsida, Arecales, Arecaceae.